Messenger RNA from Drosophila hydei, 5784 nucleotides. It is a transcript of the gene tinc, whose product is annotated as protein tincar. The transcript is spliced from 10 exons. NCBI's taxonomy places the organism in Eukaryota, Metazoa, Arthropoda, Insecta, Diptera, Drosophilidae. Bases 897 to 5432 code for a protein of 1511 amino acids. The record is from RefSeq and is a predicted model, not a curated record.
CAAAUGUUGCCUUUCUGUUGGUGUGCAAGGACGUAACGCGGCGUAACGUUUAACAGUUCUUUGUAUGGUGCGUGUGUGUUUAACUUAUACCAACUGCCCGUGCGUGUGUGGGUGUUAUUUAUUGAAUGCCCUAUGCGGCUACAAUAACUAAUGCAUUAAAAUGAGAAAAGCGUCAAGUUAGCUAAAUAACAAACAACAAAAACAAAAACAUUACCAAAAAAUCGCAAAUACCGGUUCAAAUCAUCAUUGUAUUUGCCGCCUGCAAUGCGGCAAAAUUUUGCCGCUUAUAAAACAUAUCAUAACGGAUUAUCAAUACAUACGCGACUAAAAUAAAACUAUAUCGCAUUAAAAAAUUAAAAAGGUUGACUAUCUAUUAUAAAAUCGAUUAUAUCGUAUGGCGAGUCGUACUACAAAUAAUUGACUACGAGCAGCGAAAGCAUAUCAAACAAGUGCUCCAAUUCAUCAGCAGUGCUAACAAAAUAACUAAUCAACACACGUAUAUAGAGAGAAUCAAUUGAUAUUCAGUGCUAAAUAUGCGACAGCAAUCAACAAAUGCUGGACGCACAAAAUGAGGCAUAUCAGCGAGCAAAUAAUAUCGCCAGCAACAAUACCAAGGGCAAUAAUAACAAAGCACACAACAAUGGGAACAACAAUGAGCAUCACUUAAGCAAAUAGAAAAUCAACGCGCAAAAUCAACACGAAAUCAAUACAAAUAGCUGUGAAAUUUACUGUCAACAUUUGUUGCCAUAGCACAAGCGCGGAGACAAAGAUAUAGAAAAAGUAAUAGAGGCAAAGAGAGAGAGGGAGAGAGAGAGAGAGAAAGAGAGUGAGACAGAGAAAACAAAAGCGUGAGAAUCGACAAACAAAGAGACUAGACAAAGCAAACUCCAUUUCAAAUGGGCGGCAAGCAUGGAGCCAGCGGUAGUUCCGGCGGAGGAGGUGGCGGUGGCGGUGGUGGGGGCGGUGGUAGCGGAGGUCCCGGAGGCGGUGGCAGCCUCAACUCGAGCAUAUGCAACUCGGUGCUGACAAAUGCAACCGCAGCUAGCAAUAGUCUAAGCCAGCAACAGCAGCAGCUUCAGGCCAAAUACAUCAAGUCGAAGCGCCAUCAGAGUCGAUAUACGAAUCUGCAGCAUUCUGGUCACGACUCCAGCAGCUAUUUGCAUCUGAACUCGCUCUGGUCGAUAUGGUAUGGUGUACUACUAACACUCUUUCAAGGCUAUUUGGCCAUGCAUGGCGCCUAUAGGUUCCUUGGUUGUUCGCUAAUACCCUGGAAGAUCGAGCCCGUUGGGGAGCUAAAUCUGCAAAUUGUACUCUCCGGCGUAGUAUUUAUUUUGCUGCCCGUAUUCUUUACAUCGGCCGUAUUUAAGGUAGGCAACUUGGCUAACGAUGGAAUCAAAUUGGCGACUGGCGCCAAAGAGCGUCGAUGCACGCUGGCACCGCACGAUGGACUCGAGGAGGAGGCACGCGGUGGCACCUUGCGCGCCCUUUGGACCCACGGAGGACCCACGGCAGCCUUUGUGCACAUCCUCAUUGCGUUGUGUCUGCUGCUGCCACGACUACUACUCGAGGCGCGCAUCAUCGAGAAUGGACUCUUGCCAAAAGAACAAGUUUGGGCAACCGAAUUGGACUUUGUUGUUAUCAAUAGACGCAACUUGAUGGCCAUGUCGGUGGUGGGGCCGACACCGCCCUAUCGAAAACAGCAGCAGCAGCAGCAGCGGCAGCCGAACGUAACUGCGAACAGUUUGGAGCACGAUGAGGAGGACUACUACAACGAUACGAUGUUCACGGCAGUGCGAGGCGGCAUAGGAGGCAUCAAUAAUAAUUUGCUCGAGCUGACACGUGAUAAGGAUGGACGUAAUGGCAGAAAGGCGGCCAAGACGACGGCAACAACAACAAAGACAUCAAUACGAGGUGGCGGAGCUGCGGGCAAGACAAGAUACUUUGAAGUACCCGAUUUAAUUAAUCGAAAUAUUGAUGAGGGCAAUGAGCGACUGGGGGACAACGAUGAUGACGAUGAUCAUGAUGACGAUGCUGACGGCGAUGAUGCUGAUGUAGAUGUUGAUGCUGAUGAUACUGACGAUAGUGAUGGCGUUGAUGUGGGCGGAGAAGGCGGCACGAUUAUCAUGCCAGAUUUCGGAUCUAGCAAUGAGAAGCAUGCGGGAGCGGACAAUUGGCAAAGGCUGGGCACACUGGAUAAGGCACGCAGCAAGCCCACAACAGCAACAACUAGCACUAAGCCGACAACGACAACAACAGCAGCUACAACAACAACUGCAAAAACAACGACAACCACAACAACAACAACAACAACAACCACCACAACAAAAGCACCAACAACAACAGCCGCAACUGAAAUUACAACAAGGCAACAGCAGCCGCCGCACCAACAACACCAGCAGAAGCACAGUCGCAAACACCACAAACAACACCACAAGCAGCGCCAACAACAACCACGUCGCCAUCAUGUGACUUCGCAUGAGCAGGCGCUGCAGGAGAGCUACGUCAAAGAGGAGGAGGAGGAGACUACAACGCGGGACAGCAGCAUUCAUCGUGUGCGCACCGACGUGCUGCCAGAUUUAAUAAUACCCUCGACGCCGAUUUCCACCAAUUCCAAGAUUAUAGCCAUCAAGCCCAAGACGCAAAAGCGACGCAUUGCUAAGCGAGCAGCGCCCAAGUCGGGCGUGGAAAUCGAGCCGGAAUAUUUGCUGGGGGAUGGUGCCAUCAACUCCAGUGAGUUUAUAGCCAAGUCAAGCGAACAGCAACAGCAGCAGCAGCAGCUAGAUGACGAGUUGGAUCUUGAUCUGGAUGAUGCGGACUUCCAAGCGCUGCCAGCCGUUACGCCAGCAACAGUUGCUGCCGGCAACAGCAAUAACAACAACAACAACAAUGAGUUUGUCCGUCUCGACGGCUUUGCGGGCAUGCUGCAGCUAUUCUUUGGCAUUGAUAAGCCCAUCGAUGUGGCAAUCUUUGCCCAGCCACCCAGUGCGGAGUUCGUCAACCUGCUCUGCGCACUGCUCGUCUGGUCUGUGCGUUAUCCGGCCGUUUUCUGGAACACAUCCAAAUCGUUUGCCUGCGUCUUUAGCCUGCAGAUGAUUGUCGCCGCACUGGACGUCAUACUUGGCUACGUAGGCGUCUCCAAUCUCUAUAAGCUUCAGAUCUAUGCGGAAGCUAUGCCGGUGCACCAACCAGGACUUAUACUGAAUGCCACCGUGACCCUAGCACUCUAUCUGCUAGCCACAGCGCUCGUGCUGGCCUCCUCGAUGGUCAUGUACUUGUAUGGACAUGGCCGGUUGGCCACACGCAUGAGAGAUCGUUCCAUCAUCACGCUGAAGACGAGCCAAACGUGGAUCUACUUUGCUCAUUGUGCGUCCUUGUGCUUUGUGCUGGCUCUGGCUGUGGUCAAAGCCCCACUGCUAAAUGAUCUCAGCGCCACCUACAAAAACAAUUUGCAUUGUCCAACCUUUUUGGCAGCUUUGGUGGGAGUAACACAUUUGCUGCUGUGGAUUGUCGUCUGGCUCUGUUUGACUAUUAAGAGACGUUGGCACUUUAAGCUGCCACCAUUGGAUCAUACGUAUGGCGGUCUGUUGAACAAGGCCAGCGCUCAGCCUCUGCUCAUGUCCAGCGGUCAACGAACGGGCAGCAAUUCGAGCAGCGGCGGCAACUCAACGAGCACCACGGUCAAUGGCAUGGACAGCUCCCUAUCCAAGCCGGACAUGAUGAGCACGGCCACAAGCACGGAACUGGGCGUGGGCAUGAGCAUGGGCCUGGUGGCACAGGAGGAUAUCUAUUGGCCAAAGCUGACGCCCAGCUCGCCGAAGCUGAAGGUCACCUUCAACGAAGUUACGAGUACGUCUGAUGAUGUCCUACUAAUUGGUGACCAAGAACAAACUGAUGGCAAGCGCCAUACGAGCCGUGGAACCUCGCUAUGUUUUGCCAGUUCUACGGGGGAAAUUGACGACGGCGAGUACGCGACAUUAAGGGCGGCCACCGCCGGCGCCGUUGUGGGCAUCACCAUGGGCAGCAUAAAGAGCAGUAUUGCAGUAAGCGUGGGCGGGGGCAGCAGCAGCAUCAUGAGCGGCCUGCUGCACCUAUGCGAAUACGACGAGCUGCCACCUCCGCCAUCCGUCAACCAGCAGCAACGCCCACACGCCCAUGACUACGCGAAUCUGAGCGGGCUGGGCGGCAUUAGUGAUGACAAUAUCUCCGAGGAGGGCAAGUUGUUGGCUUGCGUGCGUGACGACAGCAUUACGUAUGCUUCCACACGCGAUCUGGAGCCGCCGCAGCCAACAUCAGUGUCAGCAGCAGCAGUCACUGCAUCACCACCGCCGCCGCCACCAUUGCCCGCAAAAGGUGCGCCCAUGCCACAGCCGCCCAGCGUGCAGCAACCACGCCCACCCACUUACGGACGCGCCCCACAGGCCAUGCCCGAGAUCAUGCAAAUUUCACCCGAGCACAAGUCACAGCCACAACAGCAGCAACAACAGAUGCACCAACAGCAACAUCAUCCUCUGCAGCAACAUCCACAUCCGCAUCCACUACAGCAGCAGCAUCAUCUAGUCAACCCCCUGGCUCCGGUCACUGUCGCUGUGCACACCCACGAGGCUCAAAUCGCCUCCAGCUCCACAUCCCGCUGCCUGCGGCGCGCCGACUCUGGCGUGCCAAAUGAGGCGUUAACGCCUCGCAGCGACACCAACUCGAUCAGCGAAAGUACCAAUACAACCUCGCCGCCAGAGCGCGCUCCCUCCGAAUCCUCCAGCGGCGUGCACUCGGGGGAGGAACGUGAACUGGAAGUUAUCAUACGGCCACGUGUCAGCUGCAAGGCACCGCCACGCCCACCACAGCCACCCAUACAGGAGGAGCCGUAUGGCCGCUGUACCAACAUGCGCAUGUCCAGCUUCAACGCCGACCCAGCCAGCGUUAUUAAUAGCGCCACAUUACCUUUGCAGCGCAGCGCACCUGAGCAGAAGUUCGACUACACUGCCCAUUGCAGCACGAUGCCCCUGCCGGCCGGCUGUCACAGCCAACAGCUCACCAACGGCAGCAGCAGCGGCAGCAACAGCAACAGCAAUGGCGGCUAUGCCUCCACAUCGGCCAUGACCAGCUCUAUGGGUCCACCCUCGCAGGUGUCCACCUUUAAGACGCCCAGUAUGCACUAUGCCAAUGCAGCCGUCGCCCUCGGCUCCUCCGUUCCACACACAACGCUGCCCAAUGGCGUGCGUUACUCGAAUCCGCAUUUCCUACGCAGACUGCCGCACGUUAGCAAAGCGGCCGAGUCGCCGUAUGGACACCUUGGCUAUGGGGCGGCACAUCAUGCCUUCAGUAAGCUGCCACACGAGACGCAUCCGACCAUACACGAGGAUCGAGAUUCGGCCAACUACUCCAUGGCCUCGGACCAGGACUGCGGACUCUACGUAACGGCGCAGCUGCACUAAGCCGGGCAGCAUCUAAAAUAAAAAUCAGCUAUAGUAGCAGCUCUCUAGUAUCGUAUUAACACGCAUAGAAUCAAGCUUAAAGAUGUACUUUAAUCCUAAGUGUAUAGAUGCCUCAAAUCUUAAAUCUUCCACAAGCACUUCACAAGUUCAUGUGGCAUCAUCACAGCUCAGUCAUUGCCAUUAUUGAGCUCUGAUCACGCUCUGAUGAUGGCUUUUGACUUACUAGCAGAAGUAAACCUUAAAAAGUCCCAAGUUAUUCUAUGAUUUGCCUGAAUAACAAACAUCUACCGUGUAGCACAAAAACCACGCCCACUGUAACUGACGCCCCACGCAUAAGGUUACAAAGGAUAUC